UUUCUCCGUUCAUCUCUCACUCAGGUAUCAUAGUAGCUCAGCACCAGUCUGAGUCCCAACACGGAGGGACAUGUCCCCCACCUUUCUCCUAGUGGUUCUUCUUGUCUGUGCUGCUUCAGCUGAUCAAGAGUCAUGCCAAGGCCGCUGCACAGAAGGGUUCAAUUCCAAAAAGAAAUGCCAGUGUGACGAACUCUGCACCUACUAUCAAAGCUGUUGUGCCGAUUAUAUUGAAGUCUGCAAACCCCAAGUGAAUCGUGGAGAUGUAUUUACCAUGCCUGAAGAUGAGUACUUAUAUGUUGAGUAUGACAACAAAGCCACCACGGAGGCUGUCAUCAUCCAGGCACCUGAUGUCAUCAACACUGAAAGCAGUACCCAGUUCACCAGCACAGAUUCCGUCCCCAACACCCAGGAGUCUGACCUCAGUGUAUACCAAGAUCCAGAAACCACCACUGAAAUCCCCUUCAUAGAACCUGGAGAAGGAGAAGGGGAGCAGACAGAAGAAGUGUGCAGUGGAAAACCUUUUGAUGCCUUCACUGAUCUCAAAAAUGGCUCCCUUUUUGCUUUUCGAGGCAAGUAUUUCUACGAGCUGGAUGAAAAAAGUGUACUUGCUGGGUACCCCAAGCUGAUACAAGAUGUCUGGGGCAUUGAGGGGCCCAUCGAUGCUGCAUUUACCCGGGUCAACUGCCAGGGGAAAACUUACCUCUUCAAGGGCAGCUUAUAUUGGCGCUUUGAGGAUGGCAUCUUGGACCCGGAUUUCCCAAAGAACAUCUCAGAUGGCUUCGGGGACAUUCCAGACAAUCUUGAUGCUGCUGUGGCCCUCCCUGCCCACAGCUACAGUGGCCAAGAGCGUGCCUACUUCUUCAAAGGAAAUCAGUACUGGGAGUAUGAGUUCCACCAACAGCCCAGCCAGGAAGAGUGUGAGGGGAGCACAACGUCCACAGUGUUCGAACACUUCGCUGUCCUGCAGCGAGACAGCUGGCGGAGCAUCUUUGAGCUCCUCUUCUCGGAUGGUGAAUCAGAAGGGGCACGUGGCCCUUGGCUCAUCAGUGAGCACUGGCGCGGGGUGCCAAAUAGGGUGGACGCUGCCAUGGCCGGCCGCCUCUACUUCUCCUCCCCGUCUUCUACCCAAUCGGAUUCGGUCCGGAAGCGAAAGGCCAAGGCCAAGGCCAAGCGCCUCCGUAAGGGCAAACGCUACGGGUCCCGGCGGAGUCGCCACUCCCGUCGCUCCCGGGACCUCUGGGGCUUGGUGUCUUCAGAAGAACAUGGGGCAGACUAUGACCUGGACCUCAACCUUGAGUGGUUCCAGCCGUCCCAGUGCGAGCCAAUCCAGAGCAUCUAUUUCUUCGUGGGAGACAAGUAUUACCGGGUUAACCUUCAAACUAAGAGGGUGGACACCGUGACUCCUCGGUACCCGCGCCCCAUUGCCCGGUACUGGCUGGGCUGCCCAGCUCUGAGUGCUUUUGAGAAAUGAACUGAACUGCUGCAGCUCAAGCACCUCUGGGGGGUCCUCCAGACCCAAUCCAAUCCAAAAAGGAUUUAUUAAGGGUCGACUAUGCCCAGGGAACUGUGUGAGGCUUACAGAGACUGAAGGAAGAAUUGUCCCUAUCAUUGUCUGUGCCUUUAAUAAAAUCCUCUUAGCCUGUUUUUAGAAA
Messenger RNA from Trichosurus vulpecula (common brushtail), 1652 nucleotides. It is a transcript of the gene VTN, whose product is annotated as vitronectin. Lineage: Eukaryota; Metazoa; Chordata; Mammalia; Diprotodontia; Phalangeridae. The coding region runs from base 71 to 1471 and encodes 466 amino acids. The record is from RefSeq and is a predicted model, not a curated record. Gene Ontology annotation, biological process: cell adhesion mediated by integrin; cell-matrix adhesion; immune response. Gene Ontology annotation, molecular function: polysaccharide binding; scavenger receptor activity; extracellular matrix binding. The transcript is spliced from 8 exons.